UUUCUGUGAUUGAGAAAUGUCAUUUCGGUGUCGGCUAGAAACGCUGAAUAAAAUAAUCGAUUCAUUUUCAAGCUAGUUUGUGACUGUAUGUGUUUAAAAAAGUUUACUUAGUUCACAAAUUAUCAUAAAUAUAACAAUUGAACACCAAUGGACGCAGAAAUUUGGGGUUAAGAAACUUCAACAUGGACAACAUGGAUAAUUCAUUAUUAGCAAGAGCUCUGAAUUUUCACGGCCAACAGCUGCAGAAAUUAUGGGAAUCUGAACGAGGUGAAAGUGAUUUGCCCAAAAGAUACGUGAAAGAUUUGAAUUUCCUAGUGUACAGUCAAAGACAGAAGUCUCUCAGCUUUCAAGAUCGUGCAAAACGACUAAAAUUACAACAGUUCAUUGUAAAGAAUGCUGAGUCUUUAUUUGCCAAUGAAAAUGAUGUACUUUAUGGAAAGCCGUGCUCAAAAGAUGAGAUUGUAUCUGAAGAAACAUAUGCAGUAAUGCCACCUUUAGAACUUUACCUUAAUGUGGAUAAACAGAAACGGCUAGAGUAUUUCUUUGAGAAUGUGAAAAUUGGAGAUUUAAUUCUGGGCACUAUAGUCAGCAAAACUCAGGCUGGAAUGAUGUUGAAGGUCCUCUGUACUACUGGUGUGAAUGCAGCAAUCAGUUAUGUGGCUGAUAUUAAUGUCAAAGCUUUCUGUCCUGUGGCUAAUAUCAUACCGGCAGUUGACAAAAAAGGUGUGACUAGAACGUAUAUGAUGAAUGAUUCGGUAUGCUGCGAAGUUCUGGAAGUAAUCCCGGAUUCUGACAAAAUGGUUUGUGGAAUGAAGGGAACCACCAGAGGUCCCAAUGAUCCGGAGCACCAUCCCUGCUUGGGUCUUAUCAACGCCGAAGAUUUUCCUGUUGUUUACAAAAAAGCACUGGAAAACAAGAAUGAGGCUUUUAACAGUGUUAUGGAAAAGUCCAUCGGAUUCAACAACCCGAACAAUAUCUCCUAUUUGGCAGAUCAGAUGAACAUUAACCAACAUAUUUCAUUCAUGAAAGGUUUGAGGGGCAAGUUUCCGGAAAAUGAGUAUUCCAACGAACUGCGACAAAUGCAAGCCAGCAAAUGGGCUUAUAAAAAUGUGGCCGAUGGAAUAGAUCAUUUCAAAGCGGGAAAGCAUAUCGAUGCCUUUCAAUGUUUGAAUAAGGCCCUGAGCAUAGAUCCUAAGAACGUUGAAGGACUAGUCGCCAGAGGAGCUCUUUACGCGAAUAGCGGUAAUUUUCAGAAAGCCAUUGAGGAUUUCGAAUCUGCUCUAAAACUGAACUCGAGCCACGCUAACGCGAGGAAGUACAUGGGCGAAACUUUGGUAGCUCUAGGUAGAAGUUACGAGGAAGAAAAUAAGAUGGAUGAAGCCAGGAAGGCCUAUCAGAGUUGCUUGAGUUUAAUUCCGUUUCACGAAGAGGCUAAAAACUCGUUGGAAUUCUUGAGGACUAAAAAUCAAUCCAAAAAUCUCAUUGAGCCGACGGAUUUACUCUUGCCCAAUCUGUCUGUUGCCGCAAAGUCUACAGAAGUGAAUGACGCAUUGAAGCAGCUUCUCAACAAAGAGGACGAGGAAAAAAAGGAUAAGAAAAAGAAGAAGAAAAGCAAGAAACGCAAGAGUAGGCGUCGUUCUAGUUCAAGUUCCAGUUCGAGUUCUUCAGGUAGCGAUAGUUCUAGCAGCGAUUCUUCCAGCAGUAGUGACUCAAGUUCCAGUUCUGGAGAUUCAGACUUCAAGAAACGUAAGAAGCGUCAUUCCAGAUCUCGAAGGAAAAAGGAAAAUUCCCUGAGUCCUUUGAGCAAGAGGAUGGCUAUGAUGGAUCAGAGUAACGAUACACCAACAAAUUACAAUUUCAACAAACCUGCAACUUCAUUUGACUUUUCCUUCGAACAACCACAAGCUAUAGCCAAAUCAGAUGAAGUUGACUAUGAAGCCAAAGUACGAGCUUUCAUCAAAGAAACAAAGGGCGAUUCUGAUUACGAAGAGAAGGUAAGAAAGUUUUUACAGGAGAGCUCAAAGUGGAAAAAGGAAAAAGAAGAUGAGGAGAAAAAGAAGAAGAAAAAGAAGGACAAAAAAAAGAAAGAUUCGAAAAAGAAAAAGAAGGAAAAGAAAUCGAAACGUAAAGGGUUCGAUAUUUCCGACUUGGACGAUCACAAGAAACUCAGAGAUGCCAUCAAGAAAGAACUUAGUAGGGAGAAAAAGGCCAAAAAGCAUGCAGUUAUGGAUGAUGAGGAUUAUUUCUUGCAAAAGUCUGGAUAUUCAAAGAGGUUCAUUGAGAGUUUACCUGAUUUGGAAGAAUUAGAGACAAAACUACAUGCGUAUUACGCAUUGGAGAAAGAAUCGAAGGGCCGUGAAAUGAGCGAAAGUCCGAAGAGAGCGCUUAUGGAUUCACCGUCCCCAACAAGGGAACAGAAGGCAAGACAAGCGGUAGCUGAAGCUGCCGCAUCUGCCGGUUCCAAAUGGAAAAUGCAAAUUGGACCUGGCGUUCCAGCUUCUACAAGAUUCAAAAAGAAGGCAGAGAGAGAAGAAUGGAUCGAAGAACAACAAAUGGAUGCAAAGCGUAAAGGAGUUCCAGUGGAGUACGACGAACCUCCCCAAAAGAAAGUAGCCCGAGCGUCGGUAGAAAAGAGCGUUAGCGUUAGGAAAGCGAUGGCUAUGAAAGAACCCCCGAUGAAGAAGCCGGAAUCCCCAAAGAAAACCAAAAAGGCACCUUCCCCCACCCCCAAGCCCGUUGUUAAUUCGGGACAAGUUGUGCUGGACAAAUUUGGCAAUUUCAGAUUGAUGACGCCGCCGGAAAUGAAGAAAGCAGGGGGGGGAAGAGAUCCCCCGUUACCACCAGGUGCGCCACCGCCAACCAAAGCUCCGCUAUCAGGACGAAGGCCACCAGAGCCUCCAGGACGUCCAAGGUCGGACAGUCGCUCGCCAGCAAGAAAAAGCACAUCAAGAUCCCGUGAUAAAUAUAGCCGUUCUCGAUCGUCCAGUGAGUCAAGAUCUAGGUCUAGAAGUUAUCGUAGUCGGUCCCGAUCCUAUUACAGCAGAUCUAGAUCUCGUUCGGGAAGCUACUAUUCCCGGAGUAGAUCCAGGUCCAGGAGUUACUCUGGAGAAAGACGUCAUUAUAGAAGAGGCGGCUUCAGGGGUCGCUUCAACGAUCGUGGAACUUACUACAAACCUAGGUUCCAAAAUCCAAGGAUUCGAGGAGGAAGAGGAGGCUACUAUAACAGAGAUAAUAGAGGUCGAGGCCGUCCCUAUGGCAAUAAUAACAGUUAUUACAAUAACAGGGGUAUGAGGCGUCCACCACGUGGAAGGUACCCACCCAGAGGUGGUGGCUACAGAGAUUACAGAGACCGCCGUCAUGACAGGAGUCGAUCAAGAGAUCGUAGUAGGUCCUACAGCAGAACUCCUGAUUCUGAUUCUGGAAAUGAUGCCAUGAAGAAGGUCAACACUGAGAAAGAUAAGAUCAACAAGUACCUUAACAAUGAUGGAACUAAUGUUAAGCAUGAAGGUCCUUUAUCUGAGGGUGAAGACAGAGACGAUUAUACUACAACUACCAGUGCUCCAGGUACAAGUGAUAAACUGAUCGAUAGAGAAGCAUUCGAUGGUAAAUGGGCAGAGAAGAAAGAUGAAGUAGGAAAUGGAAAUGAUGUUGAUGCUAACAUUCCUUCAGAAACUAAUAUUGAAGAGAUGGAUAAGUUUCUGAACAAAGUAAAAAAGGAUAAAAAAGAAGAAAUGUUGGAGAGAAAUAAAGAUUUAUUGAAGAAUAAAACAUGAGAAGUUGAAAAAAGAAUAUUUGAUUAAUUUCCAUUUGAUAUAGUUCAUUUUUGUUGAGGACUGAUUUUUCCUUGAAUGGAAUCCAAUUAACUACAUGCAGUUCAUUAGUUCUUAUCAAUAUUCAUAUACAUACUUUCGAGAAAUAAAUUUGUGCAGUUUCA
Messenger RNA from Harmonia axyridis, 3934 nucleotides. Its product is annotated as tetratricopeptide repeat protein 14 homolog. The coding region runs from base 183 to 3773 and encodes 1196 amino acids. The record is from RefSeq and is a predicted model, not a curated record. NCBI's taxonomy places the organism in Eukaryota, Metazoa, Arthropoda, Insecta, Coleoptera, Coccinellidae. Gene Ontology annotation, molecular function: protein binding. The transcript has 11 exons.